UCAAAAUAACAAAAAAAAAAACCCUUUUGUCAUUAAUUUAAUAACAGAGAGAAAAUAUGCUUGUCUGUGUGGUAUGAUCAUGAAGCUGGCAUUAUACUCAAUGCACUGGGAGCACCAUGAAGCACACAGACUUUAAUCUUUCAGGUGAGCCCAUGACGGGAAUGCUGGAUACAAAAAGCCCAGAGACGGGAGAUUCUCCUGCCAUGGAGGGAAACGGAGAUGGUUUCCUGCCUGAUUUCUCCGGUUUGACCCACAGUGCUGACUGGACAAUGGGACAAGUUCCUGAUAGCCUCACCACUAUCUCAGAUCCAGAACAAGGACAGGCCCAGUCGCUCCAACAGUCUGUGACGUUAGAGCAGUGUGGAUUGGAACAGACACAGUUGGAAAGUUCUACCAAUGAACAGAUGGAGCAGAAAUCCAGUCUGCCAGAGAAGAGCCUCACGGAACCGUUAGAGAACUUAGAACACAAUACAGAAGACUCAUCUGAGUCUGAGGUGCAGAACAGCGGGUCAGACAGUCAGUCUAAACAAAGUUCUGAAAAUCAGGCCCAGUCUGCUGAUACUGGGAGUCCGUCCAAUAUGGAGCUAGAAGAGACGACCAAAGAGGGAGCUGAGCAACGAGCAGAUGCCCCCGCUCAGGAGCCUCCGUUCCCUUCUGAAUAUGAGCGACUCUCCAAAGUCGUGGAGGACAACCCUGAGGAUUUCAAUGGCUGGGUCUACCUAUUGCAAUAUGUUGAACAAGAGAAUCAUCUUGGUGCUGCAAGGAAGGCCUUUGAUGCAUUUUUCUUGCACUAUCCUUACUGCUAUGGCUACUGGAAAAAAUAUGCUGAUAUUGAGAAGAAGCAUGGUUGUCUACAGAUGGCAGAUGAGGUUUACCGCCGGGGCCUGCAGGCCAUCCCUCUCAGUGUGGAUCUGUGGCUCCAUUACGUCACGUUUCUGAAGGAAAACCAGGACACCAGUGACGGAGAGGCCGAGAACAGGAUUCGUGCAGCCUAUGAACACGCGGUGCUUGCGGCAGGCACAGAUUUCCGGUCGGACCGGCUCUGGGAAACCUAUGUGAACUGGGAGACCGAAGUGGGAAAGCUGGGGAAUGUUACAGCCAUUUAUGAUCGGGUGCUUGCAAUCCCUACGCAACUGUACUCCCAGCAUUUCCAGAGGUUCAAAGAGCAUGUGCAGAACAACAAUCCGAAGCACUUCCUGUCAGAGACGGAGUUUGUUCAGUUGCGCACGGAGCUUGCCGCAGCCAGUGUCCAGAAUGGGGAGGGAGAAGCACCCAGCGAGGAGCUGCCUCCAGGCACAGAGGACCUGCCAGACCCUGCCAAGAGAGUGACUGAGAUUGAGAACAUGAGGCAUAAAGUGAUAGAGACACGGCAGGAGGUGUUCAAUCACAAUGAACAUGAAGUCAGCAAGCGCUGGGCUUUUGAAGAAGGGAUCAAACGACCGUAUUUCCAUGUGAAAGCCCUGGAGAAGACCCAGCUCAGUAACUGGAGAGAGUAUCUGGACUUUGAGUUGGAAAACGGCACACCAGAGCGGGUUGUGGUUCUGUUUGAACGUUGCCUCAUCGCAUGUGCACUCUACGAGGAGUUCUGGAUCAAGUAUGCUAAGUAUAUAGAGAGCUACAGCAUCGAGGGUGUGAGGCAUGUGUAUAAGAAGGCCUGCACUAUCCACCUCCCAAAGAAACCCACCAUACACCUGCUCUGGGCAGCAUUUGAAGAGCAACAAGGGAACAUUGAGGAGGCACGUGGUAUCCUGAAGUCUCUGGAAGAGGCAGUGCCUGGCUUAGCCAUGGUGAGGCUUCGGCGGGUGAGCCUGGAGCGUCGCCACGGAAACCUAGAAGAAGCUGAGGCCCUGCUGAGAGACGCCAUGAAGAAUGCGAAGAACACCAGUGAAUCGUCGUUUUAUGCCGUGAAGCUUGCCAGACAGCUCCUUAAAGUGCAGAAGAAUCUGGGGAAAGCCCGGAAGGUUCUGUUGGAAGCCAUUGAGAAAGAUGAGACCAGUCCUAAGCUGUAUCUGAACCUGCUGGAGCUGGAGUAUAGUGGGGAUGUGCAGCAGAAUGAAUCGGAGAUCUUGGCAUGUUUUGACCGAGCCCUGAACAGCUCUCUGCCACUCGACUCGCGUCUCACCUUCUCUCAGCGCAAAGUCGAGUUCCUUGAGGACUUUGGUAGUGAUGUCAACGUGCUUGUGGCAGCAUAUGAAGAACACCAGAAGCUACAGAAAGAGCAUGAUUCAACAAAGAGGAAAGCAGAGAAUGGUUCUCAGGAGCCUGAAUCAAAAAGACAGCGACUGGAUGAUCACUCUGGUGCAUCGGGUCAUGUGAUGUCAGACAUGCAAACCAACCAUGGAGGAUACAACUAUAAUUGGUACCAGCAAUAUAACUACCAGAACUCCUGGGGCCAGUACAACCAGUAUGGUCAAUACAACCAGUACUAUCCACCUCCCCCCACUUGAUUGAUUGCAGCAAAGUCCUGAUCUCCACUGUGGAUUAUUUUUCUUUUUACUUAACUCUUCUUCAGAGUCUAACUCUUGAUUCUCUUCCUCUUAUUUUGUUGUUGGGCUGUGUGUUGCAAAUCAUUUUUUUCAUUCUGUGAAAAGUGCGAAUAAGUUUUAAAUUUUAGCCUGGUUGAUUUAGUAUGGUCUCUCUUUUUUGGGAACUAAAUGACAUUUGAUAAGAUUUGAAGUUAAUUGAAAGGAGUAGCAUAAACCCCAUUCUGAGCUCAUCUCUGCUCUCCUCAAUGUGAUGGUUGUCCUUGUCUCCAAGGCACAAAGUGAAACGAAGAUUCUUUUUUUUUUUUUUUAAAUUUUAUCUUAAUUUCAUAAUAAAGAGGUUGAUAUCCUUC
Molecule: messenger RNA, 2836 nt
Organism: Chanos chanos (milkfish)
Lineage: Eukaryota; Metazoa; Chordata; Actinopteri; Gonorynchiformes; Chanidae
Gene: prpf39
Product: PRP39 pre-mRNA processing factor 39 homolog (yeast)
Exons: 14
Coding region: 117-2447 (776 amino acids)
Biological process (GO): mRNA 5'-splice site recognition; RNA processing
Cellular component (GO): U1 snRNP; U2-type prespliceosome; commitment complex
Molecular function (GO): pre-mRNA 5'-splice site binding; protein binding
Source: RefSeq, a predicted model, not a curated record